This is a messenger RNA of Alosa alosa (allis shad), 1156 nucleotides long. RefSeq names its product ring finger protein 122 (gene rnf122). NCBI's taxonomy places the organism in Eukaryota, Metazoa, Chordata, Actinopteri, Clupeiformes, Clupeidae. The record is from RefSeq and is a predicted model, not a curated record. The transcript has 6 exons. The coding region runs from base 466 to 939 and encodes 157 amino acids.
GUCUACACUCCUCAAUGGAAAUCAGGAUUGCUGUAAUGUAACUGCCAUCGUAGCUGUCAUAUCAGCGAUCAUACAGAGAACUGCCUGACACCUCAAACAAAUGGAUACGCAGGGGAAACGCGACCAUCUCACGAGUUUAUUUUCAUAGUCAUGUGCCACCGUGUAAACAAUAACGUUGUUACCACGUCCCUUGUGGAGCACAACUUAAAGCUAACGGUAGCUCGGUUGUGUGGAAAGCGCGUAUUUGGAAAAGGCUACUUGAAUAUAAUAGCGCACUGUUUAUGAUUUUAGUGUUAGGCGUGUAGAGUAGGCUAUAUGAAAGGGCGUGUUUAUUCGUUCGCUCGGCGAUUUUUGUCGUGAUAACGGAAGAUAUUAAUAGGUCUGACAAAGGGCAUUGGGCUCUUUGUUUAUAAACAUCCCUCUUCCGUCCAGACCCGAGCCGAACCGAGCCUGCUUGCUCCAUUGAUGCACUCUUUCCAGUGGUGUAACGGUUGUUUUUGUGGUCUAGGCCUGAUCUACUCCAACAGAACCUGCACCAUGACAUCACCACCCAUCACCUUCCACGACCUGCCACUCAACAUCUACAUGGUGAUCUUCGGCACAGGCAUCUUUGUCUUCGUCCUCAGCCUCAUCUUCUGCUGCUACUUCAUCAGCAAACUAAGGCACCAGGCACAGAGUGAGAGGUUUGGCUACAAGGAGGUUAUUUUGAAAGGUGACAGUAAGAAGCUGAGUCUACACGGGCAGACGUGUGCCGUGUGUCUAGAAGAUUUUAAGGUGAAGGAUGAACUGGGGGUGUUGCCAUGCCAACAUGCCUUUCACAGGAAGUGCCUAGUGAAGUGGCUGGAGGUUCGCUGUGUGUGUCCCAUGUGCAACAAGCCUAUCGCCGGCCCCCCAGAGCAGCAUCAGAGCAUUGGCACCCUGCUGGACGAGCUGGUGUAGCCACGGAAACAGCCGGACGCCGCCGGAAACUGCCGGAAAGAGACUGAGCAACAACACACAGGCAUCACCACAUGCCACGCCUGACCUGGUGCAUCUUUUUGCCAGGGAGGGGGCCGCACUGUACAUGGGGCUGGGCCAGACAAGACCCAGGCCUCCUCAGCCCCCACACCCUCUCCCCCCACCCCACUGUGGCCCCCACCAGAGUGAACCUCCUCAG